AGCGACCACCGUUCCCUCUGUUGAGCUUUUGACCUGUCGCCCAACUCCCGCAGUGUCAGCACGGCGCAGCCCAAUAUAAACCCCGGCCUCUCGCUUUUCGCCCUCCUCGCUGUGAAGACACAGUUUGGCGAGCCAUCUCCCGGAAUCGAAGCAGCGCGACACAAAAUGACCUCCGCCGCCGGCCAGCCUAUAUUCUCAAAGGGAGAAGAUUGCAAGUCGUCAUGGCAUGACGCCAACGCUGGCUACAAUGACGCCGACACUCACCUGGAGAUCAUGGGCAAGCCCGUGAUGGAGCGCUGGGAGACCCCCUACAUGCACUCUCUGUCGACGGUGGCUGCCUCCAAAGGCGGUCGCGUUUUGGAGAUCGGUUUCGGCAUGGCCAUCGCUGCCACCAAACUGGAGUCGUUCCCCAUCGAGGAGCACUGGAUCAUCGAGUGCAAUGACGGAGUCUUUGCCAGACUGGAGAAUUGGGCAAAGUGUCAGCCACACAAGGUUGUUCCUCUGAAGGGCCUCUGGGAGCAGGUUGUGCCCACCCUGCCAGAUAACCACUUUGAUGGUAUCCUUUAUGACACUUACCCUCUGUCCGAGGACUCCUGGCACACUCACCAGUUUGACUUUAUCAAGGGUCACGCACACAGGCUGCUGAAGAGCGGUGGCGUCCUCACCUACUGCAACCUGACCUCCUGGGGAGAGCUGCUCAAGAGCAAAUACGACAACAUCGAGACCAUGUUUAAGGAGACCCAGGUGCCCCAUCUGCUUGAAGCCGGCUUCAAGAAGGAGAAGAUAAGCACUACCACCAUGGACAUUGUACCACCCACUGAAUGCAAAUACUACUCCUUCCAUAAGAUGAUCACCCCCACCAUUAUCAAAGAGUAAAGUGCAAAACACUGCUGCACCUUUUUUUUUUUUUUUUUUUACUACUACAGUAUGUGCCUUUUCCUCUGACCGGUCCUAAUAAAACCAAGUCUAUUCCA
This is a messenger RNA of Dunckerocampus dactyliophorus (ringed pipefish), 974 nucleotides long. RefSeq names its product guanidinoacetate N-methyltransferase (gene gamt). Gene Ontology annotation, cellular component: nucleus; cytoplasm. Lineage: Eukaryota; Metazoa; Chordata; Actinopteri; Syngnathiformes; Syngnathidae. Bases 166 to 876 code for a protein of 236 amino acids. Gene Ontology annotation, molecular function: guanidinoacetate N-methyltransferase activity. The transcript is spliced from 6 exons. Gene Ontology annotation, biological process: creatine biosynthetic process. The record is from RefSeq and is a predicted model, not a curated record.